Molecule: messenger RNA, 2548 nt
Organism: Heterocephalus glaber (naked mole-rat)
Lineage: Eukaryota; Metazoa; Chordata; Mammalia; Rodentia; Bathyergidae
Gene: Dnajc2
Product: DnaJ heat shock protein family (Hsp40) member C2
Biological process (GO): 'de novo' cotranslational protein folding; regulation of translational fidelity
Cellular component (GO): cytosol
Molecular function (GO): ribosome binding; Hsp70 protein binding
Source: RefSeq, a predicted model, not a curated record
UCAGCCGGCGACCUCGCCCCGGGCGCUCCCGGCCGUGAGCCGCGACGAGCUUCACGGCCCCUGUGCCCCCGGCCCCGGCUUGCAAGCGAGGAAGGAGGUCGGGGGGCGGCUUGCCGCUGCCCCCCACGCUUGCUUCCUUCCUCGGGGCUGCUGACUCACGGGUCGAGCUGAGAUCCGAACCCUCCCGUGGCCCAGAAAGGCUCCGUGAACUCCUCCUGCCCGCGGCGGAGGCUGCCCGCUGCGAGCGCCCACGUGCCAGGCCAUACAAAGCCCCGCGCACUGCUCUCCGCGUGCGUCGCCGCGGCCGUGCUUUGCUCCGAGGGUCGGGACUCAGACUCUGCCCUGUGCUUAGUGUAAAAGACCUUCGCCUGCUCUGCCGGGACGCGCGGGGUGCACUCUCCGGACGGUCAGUCCACGUGAAACGUCCCCUCCGGCCGGCGGCUCUCAGAUUUGUAGCCCUGCACAGCCUCGUAAACGCGAGUUUCCGGUUCCAGAGACAGUCGUCCCCAGCCACAGCCACUUCCUUAAGCGCUUUUCUGGGAUUUUGAAUUCGCCCCGUACACGUGUUGCGUUUGUUUGUCUGUGUGCUGUUACAGUCCGGAGGGGAAGGCUCCAAGGGCAGUCUAACAGCCGCACCCCCCCACUGCACAGCUUCUGCACUUUGUCGAGUUGAACCUGUGGGAAGAUGGUUUGAAGCUUUUGUUAAGAGGAGAAACAGAAAUGCUUCUGCCUCUUUCCAGGAGCUGGAGGAUAAGAAAGAGUUAUCGGAGGAAUCAGAAGAUGAAGAAUUGCAGUUAGAAGAAUUUCCCAUGCUGAAAACGCUUGACCCUAAAGACUGGAAGAACCAAGAUCAUUACGCAGUUCUUGGACUUGGCCAUGUAAGGUACAAAGCUACACAGAGACAGAUCAAAGCAGCUCACAAAGCGAUGGUUUUAAAACAUCACCCAGACAAACGGAAAGCAGCUGGUGAACCAAUAAAAGAAGGGGACAAUGAUUAUUUCACCUGCAUAACUAAAGCUUAUGAAAUGCUAUCUGAUCCAGUGAAAAGACGAGCAUUUAACAGCAUAGAUCCUACUUUUGAUAAUUCAGUUCCAUCUAAAAGUGAAGCAAAGGACAAUUUCUUUGAAGUGUUUUCUCCAGUGUUUGAAAGGAAUUCCAGAUGGUCAAAUAAAAAAAAUGUCCCUAAACUUGGUGAUACGAAUUCAUCAUUUGAAGAUGUAGAUGCGUUUUAUUCUUUUUGGUAUAAUUUUGAUUCUUGGAGAGAAUUUUCUUAUUUAGAUGAAGAAGAAAAAGAAAAAGCAGAAUGUCGUGAUGAGAGAAGAUGGAUUGAAAAGCAGAACAGGGCAACAAGGGCACAAAGGAAAAAGGAAGAAAUGAACAGAAUAAGAACAUUAGUUGACAAUGCUUAUAGCUGUGAUCCAAGGAUAAAAAAAUUUAAGGAAGAGGAAAAAGCCAAGAAAGAAGCAGAAAAGAAAGCAAAAGCGGAAGCAAAACGGAAAGAGCAAGAAGCUAAAGAAAAACAAAGACAAGCUGAAUUAGAAGCUGCUCGGUUGGCUAAGGAGAAAGAAGAAGAAGAAGUGAGACAGCAAGCGUUACUGGCAAAGAAGGAAAAAGACAUCCAGAAAAAAGCCAUUAAAAAAGAAAGGCAAAAACUUCGGAACUCAUGCAAGACCUGGAAUCACUUCUCGGACAGUGAGGCAGAACGGGUUAAAAUGAUGGAAGAAGUGGAGAAACUCUGUGAUCGGCUCGAACUAGCAAGUUUACAGUGCUUGAAUGAAACACUCAUAACGUCUACAAAAGAAGUAGGAAAGGCUGCGCUGGAAAAACAGAUAGAAGAAAUAAAUGAGCAAAUUAGAAAAGAGAAAGAGGAAGCCGAAGCACGCAUGCGACAAGCAUCUAAGAAUGCAGAGAAGUCAACUGGCGGAGGUGGGAGUAGCAGUAAAAACUGGUCAGAAGAUGAUCUGCAGUUACUAAUUAAAGCUGUGAAUCUCUUCCCUGCUGGAACAAAUUCAAGAUGGGAAGUUAUUGCUAAUUACAUGAACAUACAUUCUUCUUCUGGUGUCAAAAGAACAGCCAAAGAUGUUAUUGGCAAAGCAAAGAGUCUCCAGAAGCUUGACCCUCAUCAAAAAGAUGACAUAAACAGAAAGGCUUUUGAUAAAUUUAGAAAAGAACAUGGAGUGGUACCUCAAGCAGAUAAUGCAACACCUUCAGAACGAUUUGAAGGUCUGUGCACAGAUUUCACCCCCUGGACAACAGAAGAACAGAAGCUUUUGGAACAAGCUCUGAAAACAUACCCAGUAAACACACCUGAGAGGUGGGAAAAAAUUGCAGAAGCAGUUCCUGGCAGGACAAAGAAGGACUGCAUGAAACGAUAUAAGGAACUUGUUGAGAUGGUAAAAGCAAAGAAGGCUGCUCAAGAGCAAGUGCUGAAUGCAAGUAGAGCCAGGAAGUGACGCAAUGACAAUCUUCGUUGUGUGCAUUUUUAUAAUAAAACUGAAAACACUGUAUAAAUUUUUUAUUUCCAAAAUUAUAUUUAUGGUAAUAAUUU